GGUUAAAGGCAAAUACCCAGUGGGAUGGGCCUAGCUCAACUCAGGGAGGAAGCCCUGCCUGAAAAGGCAGCAAGCCUAGACUGUCACCCAGUGUCUGAUCACAUCUUCUGUCACUCAGGGUCUGAGAGGGUGGGAUUUUAAACGUUAUCCAAUCAGUGACGCUGGGCGUGGAACCGUCCAAUCAGACACUCAGCUGGAGCGGACAGGGCGGCUUCCGGGAUAGGGCGGGGCCUUUGUUUCCGGCUGCAAGUGGAGCUUCAGGUCUCGUCUUUCUUGCUGGGUGGCUUGGCUCCUGGAGGCCUAGCCUCUGGCCCUGUCACCUGCAGGUACUGUGAGAACCACAGCUAAGGCGGCAGGACCCCCUGGAAGCCUAGAAAUGGCAUCGUUGACAUUUACAGAUGUGGCUAUGGAAUUCUCUGUGGAGGAGUGGCAAUGCCUGGACAAAGCACAGCAGAAUUUAUAUAAAAAUGUGAUGUUAGAGAACUACAGAAACCUGGUCUUCCUCGGUGUUAUUGUCUCUAAGCCAGACCUAAUUACCUGUCUGGAGAAAGAAAAAGAGCCCUGGAAUACGAAGCAACAUGAAAUGGUGGAUGAACCCCCAGUUAUGUGUUCUCACUUUGUCAAAGAACUUUCGCCAGAGCAAAAUAUAAAAGAUUCUUUCCAAAAAGUGAUACUGAGGAGAUACAAUAAAUGUGGAGAUGAUAACUUACAAUUAAGGAAAGGCUGCAGAAGUGUGGAUGAGUGUAAACUGCACAGAGGAGAUUAUAAUGGACUUGAUCAAUGUUUGCCAACUACCCAGAGCAGAAGGUUUCAAUGUCAUACAUAUGUGGAAGUCUUUCAUAAGUUUUCAAACUCAAAUAGACAUAAAGUAAGACAUACAGGAAAGAAACUUUUCAAUUGUAAAGAAUGUGGCAAAUCAUUUUGCAUGCUCUCCCUACUAACUCAACAUAAAAGAAUUCAAAUUGGAGAGAAACCCUACAAAUAUGAAGAAUGUGGCAAAGCCUUUAAUGAGUUCUCAAACCUUACUGCACAUAAGUUAAUUCAUAUUGGAGAUAAACGCUACAAAUGUGAAGAAUGUGGCAAAGCAUUUAAACGGUCCUCAACCCUUAGUCAACAUAAGAGAAUUCAUACUGGAGAGAAACCCCAUAAAUGUGAAGAAUGUGGCAAAGCAUUUAACCAGUCUUCAAUCCUUACUAGACAUAAAAGAAUUCAUACAGGAGAGAAACCCUACAAAUGUGAAAAAUGUGGCAAAGCCUUUAACCGUUUCUCAAAGCUUACUACACAUAAGAUAAUUCAUACUGGAGAGAAACCCUACAAAUGUGAAGAAUGUGGCAAAGCAUUUAACCAGUCUUCAAUCCUUACUAGACAUAAAAGAAUUCAUACAGGAGAGAAACCCUACAAAUGUGAAAAAUGUGGCAAAGCCUUUAACCGUUUCUCAAAGCUUACUACACAUAAGAUAAUUCAUACUGGAGAGAAACCCUACAAAUGUGAAGAAUGUGGCAAAGCCUUUAAUGAGUCCUCAAAGCUUACUGCACAUAAGAUAAUUCAUACUGGAGAGAAACCCUACAAAUGUGAAGAAUGUGGCAAAGCAUUUAACCGGUCUUCAGCCCUUAUUCAACAUAAGAGAAUUCAUACUGGAGAGAAACCCUAUAAAUGUGAAGAAUGUGGCAAAGCAUUUAAGCAGUCCUCAAGCCUUCCUAGACAUAAAAGAAUUCAUACAGGAGAGAAACCCUACAAAUGUGAAAAAUGUGGGAAAGCCUUUAACCAUUUCUCAAACCUUACUACACAUAAGAUAAUUUAUACUGGAGAGAAACCCUACAAAUGUGAAGAAUGUCACAAAGGCUUUAACCUGUCCUCAACCCUUAAUGAACAUAAGAUAAUUCCUACUGGAGGAAAACCCUACAAAUGUGAAGAAUGUGGCAAAGCCUUUAAUAAGUCCUCAAGGCUUACUGCACAUAAGAUAAUUCAUACUGGAGAGAAACACUACAAAUGUGAAGAAUGCGGCAAAGCCUUUAAUGAGUCCUCAAAGCUUACUACACAUAAGAUAAUUCAUACUGGAGAGAAACGCUACAAAUGUGAAGAAUGUGGCAAAGCAUUUAACCGGUCCUCAACCCUUAGUCAACAUAAGAGAAUUCAUACUGGAGAGAAACCCUACAGAUGUGAAGUAUGUGGCAAAGCUUUUAUGCAUUUCUCCAAACUUAAUAAACACAAGAGAAUUCAUACUGGAGAGAAACCUUACAAAUGUGAAGAAUGUGGGAAAGCUUUUAGUCAGUCCUCAAAUCUUACUAUGCAUAGGAGAAUUCAUACUGGCGAGAAACCCUACAAAUGUGAAAUAUGUGGCAAAGCCUUUAACCGGUCCUCAAACCUUACUAUGCAUAAGAUAAUUCAUACUGGAGAGAAACCCUACAAAUGUAAAGAAUGUGGCAAAGCUUUUAGCCAGUCUUCAACCCUUACCAAACAUACGAGAAUACAUGCUAGAGAGAAACCCUAAAAGUGUGAAGAAUAUGGCAAAAAUUUUAACCAAUUCUCAACCUUUACUAAACAUAAGAUAAUUUAUACAUUUAACAAAUGUGUUAAAUGUGGCAAAGCCUUUAACCAGUCCUCAACUUUUGCUAAAAAUGAAAAUUCAUGUGGAAAAUAAACCCUGCUAAUGCAAAGAAUGUGAUGAAUGCUUUAACGAGUUUUCAACCCUUAGCUCACAUAAUACUGGAGAUAAACUGUACAAGUGUGAAGAAUGAAGCAAAGCCUUUAACAAGUCCUCAGUUCUUAACAGACAUAAUUCGUCCUGGAGAGAAACUCUGCAAACCUGAAAGAGGUGACAAUGCUUUUAACAACACCUCAGACCUUUCCAAACAUAAAAGUAAUCAUACUGGUACAAAACCCUAGAAAUGUGAAGUGCCGCAUCCUUUUCCACCCAUGCUGUCUGACAAGGUCCACACAUUGGGAAGGAAACUUCAAAGAAGGGGCCUUCCUGGAAAAGGAUGAGGCAUAUGGGUGGAUAUGCUUGGAUGCGCUGGGCUGAUUCUGUUAGUCAUUUACUUGAUGUAACUUCUUUCAUCUUCAAAAACAUCCCUUGUAGCUGAAUUAGAUAAAAAAAAAACCCUGCUUCCACUGAAGCAUCGAAAAUUACCAAAAGUCCAGAAUGUAGUAGGAGUAUAUUAAAUAUAAUAGGGGAAGAGCUUGAGCCAGGAGACACUAUGAAACAGUUUAUGAUAAAUUCACAACAAGCAGACAUAUUACAGAAAGAGGUUACACCCACACCAAAAGCUGAGAAACAAGUUAAGGAACCCGAUGAAUAUAAACCUCGCAACCUUCUCUCUACAGUUCAAGGACCCCCCAAUGUAGCCUAUCUAAUAUAAGGGAAACCUUGGUACCCUCCAAAAGGAGCAAAUGUGAACAUGAAAGUAAUAAAAGUACCUGAUCCAACAGUUCCAUAUACAGGAGCAUAUAAUGAGGAUGGCAUUAACAUGAUUAAUAAAGAUGGCAUGCACAUUCCCUAUCACACUUUAACAUUUAUAGAAAGAUUAGCAAAUUCAGGACCACCUUGGUGUAUAAGAACAAAGAAACAAAAACUUGGUGUUUUAAAACAAUUGGCAAGACACUUUAAGAAAUACUGUAAAGGAAGAGGGGAUUUGUAUAAGAAAAUACAAGAAGAGAUUCGAAAGGAGGAAAGCACAGAGGAAUAAAAGUGCAUAAGUCAUCUAGGUCAUGACCUUUUCUACCCCCAGUCUCACUCUAUCUUUAGUAUAUCUUAGUCCUUUGAAUCAUAACUUUUGUUAUUUCUAUGUAGUCAAGGGAAUUGACCUAGAAAAAUUUUCUGCUUACAUGCUGUAGUUAUGUCCAAAGUAAAAGUAUACAAACCACACUGUUACAGUAAUAAACAGACAGAGAAUCACAA
Molecule: messenger RNA, 3898 nt
Organism: Callithrix jacchus (white-tufted-ear marmoset)
Lineage: Eukaryota; Metazoa; Chordata; Mammalia; Primates; Cebidae
Biological process (GO): regulation of transcription by RNA polymerase II
Cellular component (GO): nucleus
Molecular function (GO): RNA polymerase II transcription regulatory region sequence-specific DNA binding; DNA-binding transcription factor activity, RNA polymerase II-specific
Source: RefSeq, a predicted model, not a curated record